Messenger RNA from Sorex fumeus (smoky shrew), 783 nucleotides. RefSeq names its product serine protease 57 (gene PRSS57). Gene Ontology annotation, biological process: proteolysis. Gene Ontology annotation, molecular function: serine-type endopeptidase activity. The coding region runs from base 1 to 783 and encodes 260 amino acids. The record is from RefSeq and is a predicted model, not a curated record. The transcript has 5 exons. Lineage: Eukaryota; Metazoa; Chordata; Mammalia; Eulipotyphla; Soricidae.
AUGGGUCAGGCUCUCCUGCUUCCAGCUCUCACUGCUGUCCUGAUAGUGACCAUGAAGCCCCCAGGCUGCUGGGGGGCUCGGAUCAUCGGGGGCCACGAGGUGACACCCCACUCUCGGCCCUACAUGGCGUCGGUGCGCUUCCAGGCCCAGCAUCACUGCGGGGGCUUCCUGCUGCGCGCCCGCUGGGUCCUCUCGGCUGCCCACUGCUUCCAGGACAGAGACCCCCGCACAGCCCUCGUGGUGCUGGGGGCCCAUUCAGUGAGCGUCUCAGAACCCACCCAGCAGGUGUUUAGUGUCGCCAGGGUCAUCCGGCACCCCGAUUAUCAGGCUGCCACGCACGCCAAUGACAUCUGUCUACUGCAGCUCAACAGCUCGGCCACCCUGGGCCGGGCAGUGGGGCUCCUGGGAUUGCCCCGGAGAAGCAGCAGACCCCCGCAGCCCGGGACACAGUGCCACGUGGACGGCUGGGGCUACGUGACCGACUUCGAGGAGCCGCCGCCCGGGCUGAUGGAGGCCGGGGUCCGCGUGCUGCGCCCCGACGCCUGCAACCGCUCCUGGACCGGCCAGCUGAGAGCCUCUAUGCUGUGCGCCUCCAGCCCGGACCGCCGGCGGCGCGGCUUCUGCUCGGGAGAUUCCGGUGGGCCCCUCGUGUGCAGGAACCGUGCCCAAGGUAUCGUGUCCUUCUCCGGACUCUGGUGCGGCGAUCCCAAGAAGCCUGAUGUGUACACGCAGGUGUCGGCCUUUGUGACCUGGAUCUGGGAUGUGGUUCGGAGGGGCGCAUGA